UUGUAUUUUUCAGAUCUUUGAACAAUUUUUACAGAUUUUUAUGUUUGGCAUUAUGAUUAUUGACACUUAUUUGCUGGCGUUUUGUUCCCCUUCAUUUUAUGGAUGUUUUAUUCAUUUCUCCCUAAUUAUUGUUUUGACUUUGGAGCUUUUUGUUGCUCCCAUUAUAUUGGGCGUUUUGAUAAUUUUCCCCUUAUGGACAUUUUUAUAUUUUACUUUGAUGACGUCACUUUUGCCUUUACAAAUGCCAAAAUACACAUUUAAUUAAUAAUUUUUUUCUUAAUUUCGUCAAAUAUUUUAAAAUAAAAUUUUUGAAAUAAUUUAUAUUUAAAGGUCAAAAAUGUCUUCAAAUUAUUCUUCGCCAAUUAUUUCAACAAAAAAUCAAAACACAGAAAACCAAUCAAAGCCAACUUUAUUUUCACCUUUAGACUCCGUCGCUACGCAACAGAAACAGCAACAACAGCAAAUUUCACCUAGUUUUUCAUCAGAAAGUGAAAAUAUUAACAAACCUUCUCAAAUUAAAACUUCCCCAAGUAAUUUUGAACAAAAACAAAAAAAUUUCUUUAGUUGUUCAAUAGCAGCACCUUCAUCUCCGCCAACUUUGAAAUCUACAAAAGCAGUAUCUCCUAUUGAAUCUCAUCAACAAAAACCUCUUGUUGCUAGUAAUAGAAAGACUUGUCAGUCAUUAACUACACAAAAACAGAGCUCCGCAUCAUCUGAAAUGUUUCUUGCUGCCGAUCCAAUUCUUAUGGACCUGCAAAAGGCCAAAACUAACAAUAAGCGUAAACGUGAAGAUGGAGUUCAGCCUCUCGCUAAUAUUAAAAGAGAUAAGAAGCAAAACUCGGAAACUAAUACAGAAGAACCAGAAGCACGUUGCAGCGUAAACAAAACCUCAUUUUCUUCUCUUGGUCGCAUUCCAAAGAUUGAAAAACCUGAACCGCCACCAACAACAGCUCGUUCUGAUCCAAAUGUCAACAUUUUACCUCUAACAAUUAAUACAAAAAUUCUAAAGCCUGAAGAGUUAGACAAGGCAGAGAAUGUUGAUAAACACUCGCCUCGUUUUAGCGAAGAUACUGAAAAUAAUAGUAAAUCUAACAAAAAGAACACCAACAAUACAUUAUUGACUACUUCAACAAUUAAUGGAAUUAAUGAAAAAAGUGUUCAACAACGGCCAAAAAGAGAUAUUUCAAGUAUUCGUCAGAAAAAUCAAAGGAAAACUUUUAAACUUCCCAAAAUUUCUGAAAAGUUUCGGAAAUAUAUAAAUGUUGAAAGGCAUGCUAAUGGUGGGGCAAGUUUACUUCGAUGUGAUUGGCGUAAAUUGCAACAUAAUUUGUCUUCUCAGGAACGACAACAAUUUGCUGAGCAAUUUAUUUCGCUUGGAUUUUUUGAAAUUGAAAAGGUACCUCUUUUUGUUAUUUGCAUCGUUGACAACGCAAUGGAAUAUUUGGAAAAUAUUUUAGAAUUUCUUGGUACAAAAUAUCCAAAAUUGCCUGUCAAAAUGGGUUCUCUUCACAAUAAGCAAAUGGUUGAAACCUUAAAAAUGGGAGAAUAUUAUGAGAGAGUAAUGGCUACUUACUCUUAUGGAACUUAUCGUUGUGGACCGCUAAACAAUAUUACAUUGGUUGGCAGAAAGCAAGAAGAAUGUGGAGAAUAUUUUGAACAUAUACUUGAGCGUCUAGAGGAAUGCCCUUUUCUUCGUUUACUUCUUCCUUGGAAUUCUGAUGAUGGUCCAAUUUAUUGGUGUCGUCCAGGAGAACAAUUAAUCCGGACAGAUGAUUUGUCCAAAGCAAAUCAGCAACAACAGCAGAGACGCGCUAGUACAUCUUUGAAGUACCAACAUCAUAAAACAAUGCCUUUAAAAGCACUGGAGCGGCGUGAAACGCUUUUUGAAGAUCGAACGCCUUGUCACGUUGAUUCUGUUGUUGAAGAAGAUACAGGGGAAAGAAGUGAAACAGGUGCAGUUGGAAUCUUACAAUCGAUUGAUUGCCAUAAAUUAUCAAAUGGUAUUGAUAACCAAGAAAAACAACAAAGAAUUGUAAAAGAAGUUACUUGCUUUCAUGGAGCAGAUUUUGACAGAUUGGUGGAAAUUCUGCAAUUAGACAUUUAUGAACCUCCAAUGUCUCAAUGUGUACAAUGGGUUGAGGAAGCAAAAUUAAACUCUUUACGGAGAGAAGGAAUUCGUUAUGCAAAAUUUUCGUUACGAGAGAAUUGCGUUUACUUUUUGCCAAGAAAAAUUAUUCAUCAAUUCCGAACAAUAUCUGCUUGCGGUUCAAUUGCUUGGCAUAUUCGUUUAAAGCAGUAUUAUGACAAAAAAGACCAGGACAAGAAAGUUUCCCCAAAUGUGUAG
This is a messenger RNA of Meloidogyne enterolobii, 2344 nucleotides long. The record is from the annotation of a GenBank genome assembly. Lineage: Eukaryota; Metazoa; Nematoda; Chromadorea; Rhabditida; Meloidogynidae.